AAGCCUUGUACUUUGUUUUCACCAGUUGAUUAGCAUUUCUUUGUUUACAGAGUAAUCUGAAGAGCAUUUGAUAAUGGCGGUUGCUGAGAAUUCCGGGGCGAAAGUCGGGUCAUCGGGUCGAAAUGUGGAGAACACUACGGAAGGUAAGUCCGAAGAAGAAAAACCAGCACCACCUGUCAACGGUAAUGGCGAUGGCGGUUCGGCUGAGAAGAAUCAACAGCAAAUGCUUAUUGAGCUUAGCAAUGUCGAAAAUGGGGGAAAUGAUGAAAUUUUGAAGAAAGGAAUGAGUGAUUUGGCUGAGAUGUUGUCUAAGCUUAACCCCACGGCUGAGGAAUUCAGACCCCCUUCCCUUGCUAAUAAUCAGAAUUUUAAAGAGAAUCGAUUUUCUGGAAAUGGAAAGAAGAGGAAUGAUAAGUAUAAUCAAGGGAAGAUAAUGUUGAACAAGAAAACAAGCAUUGGUCAGGGAGUUGAUGCUAUUAGGAACACUGUUUAUGUUACUGGUGUUGAUUAUCAGGUUACUGAGGAGCUUCUUGCUGGUCUCUUUCUGAGUUGUGGACCGAUUGUUGAUUGUCGCAUAUGUAGUGAUCAUAUUACAGUUCUCCGAUUCGCCUUCGUCGAGUUCUAUAAUGAAGAGGACGCUAACACUGCUUUGAAUUUGUCCGGAACCAUUCUCGGGUUUUACUCUUUGAAAGUGCUGCCUUCCAAGACUGCAAUUGCACCUGUUAACCCAACAUAUUUGCCCAGGUCGGAGGACGAGCGAGAGAUGUGUUCAAGGACUGUUUACUGUACAAACAUACACAAGAAGGUUACUCAACCUGGCGUCAAGCUCUUCUUCGAAUUUUUUUGUGGAAAGGUUCAACGUUUGAGGCUAGUGAAAGACUCUCAUCAUUCAACUCACAGUGCUUUUCUUGAGUUCACUACGGCUGAGAGUGCCAUUGCAGCUCUCAACUGCAGUGGUGCAGUUCUGGGAUUAUUGCCAAUAAGGGUAGCUCCUUCAAAGACACCAAUUCGCCGCCGUGCUCCUCGCACCACAACACACUGAAUCAUCAAGCUGAAUCAUCCUUGCUUGUUUCUUUUCUCCGAGACUGAUCAAGCUACCAAUAGAUGUAUGCGCCCACAUGUCAUUGAUACAUCGACACUUUCGAGAUACUUUCGGGCUUAAUGUUAAUCACAGUGGUUUAAGUGCAUUGUUGUUUUGUUUUAACUUGUACAGUUAUAUGGGAUUUUAAAGACAUGAAUGUAGUACUUUAUGUUGC
This is a messenger RNA of Hibiscus syriacus, 1256 nucleotides long. RefSeq names its product polyadenylate-binding protein-interacting protein 10-like. The transcript is spliced from 10 exons. Lineage: Eukaryota; Viridiplantae; Streptophyta; Magnoliopsida; Malvales; Malvaceae. The record is from RefSeq and is a predicted model, not a curated record. Gene Ontology annotation, molecular function: RNA binding. The coding region runs from base 74 to 1042 and encodes 322 amino acids.